This is a messenger RNA of Impatiens glandulifera, 810 nucleotides long. Its product is annotated as universal stress protein YxiE-like. The record is from RefSeq and is a predicted model, not a curated record. Lineage: Eukaryota; Viridiplantae; Streptophyta; Magnoliopsida; Ericales; Balsaminaceae. The transcript is spliced from 4 exons. Bases 64 to 564 code for a protein of 166 amino acids.
UUAUAUUUGAUAUAAUUUUUCCGACCAGAAUUCUUACAACUUUCCGACCAACUAUUAACUCCGAUGACAGCCGUAGAACAACCCAAAAGGAAGAUUCUAGUGGCCGUUGAUGAUGGAGAAGAGAGCAUCUAUGCCCUAGAAUGGUGCUUAAAGAACAUUGUCAACGAUCAGAAUAAUGGUUCCAAAGAUACCCUUGUCCUUCUCUAUGCUAGUCCUCCUCCGGUUGUGUAUGGGGCCAUGGAUGGAACAGGGUAUUUGUUAUCAUCGGACAUCAUGCAUAUAAUGGAGAGACACAAAAAGGAGAUGGUUAAGAGUGUCAUAGAAAAGGCUAAGAUGGUUUGCAAGGAUCUUCAAAAUGUGAAAGUAGAGACCAUGUGGGAAAUUGGAGAUGCAAGGGAUGUGAUCUGCAACACUGCUGAGAAGCUGCAAGUAGACAUGGUGGUCAUGGGUAGCCAUGGCUAUGGCAUCAUCAAGAGAACAUUGUUGGGGAGUGUGAGCAACCAUUGUGCACAGAAUCUCAAAUGCCCUGUUUUAGUUGUCAAGAGGAAGAUGACCACAAAAUAAUCCAAUUGAAGAUAUUAAUUUUCAAAUAAUAACACCAUAAUGUAAGAUCUCAAUCAAUGACCAUGUAUUGCCUGCCUUUUCUAAGAUUCAUAAUGUCAAUUCUGGAGACAAAAUUCUUCACCAAGAACAAAAAUUAAAAAGAGUAAUAAUAGUCAUUCAUAAAUGAAAAAAAAAAAACUAUGGUCUAAUAAUAUGGCCCCCCAUCUUUGGCUACUCAAUAAAAGCUAAAUAAAAACAAACAUGGUA